CAUUGGUUCCCAGAACAACUACAUCCGCAUACAAUAGUUCAGUGUAAUAAUCUUUCCCUCUAUAUAUAUCAAUAUGGAGAAGAAACAUGGUAAUACAAUCCUAUUUUUGCUCUCUUUAUGUCUAGGAAUUCUAACAUGGAACGUUAGAAUAAAGGGUUUUUUGUCUUUUUUGUUUUACUUGAAGUUUGUGUUUAGUUAUGUCUCUCAAAAAUGGAAGGCAUGGACCAAAACUAGAGUUAAUAACUCAAAUUGUGAACAUGUGAAGCAGGGUUUAGACUACAUUGAGAGAGGUGCAAAAGUGUCCAAAGAAGACGUAGUUUUGGUGAUGGAAAAGCUGGGAAUGAAUGUUGAAUGUGAUGGUGAUGAUGGGGUAGAGGGGUUUGAUGUAAAAAAUAUUGGGGAAUUGUUUGAUGAUGAGGAUGUUACCUUGUCGGAGGUAGAGCAAGCAUUUGAUGUGUUUGACCAAAACAAAGAUGGGUUUAUAGAGGCAAGAGAAUUGCAAAGGGUCUUAUCCUGUUUGGGGUUAGGGAAAGAUUUGAUGGAAUGCCAAGAAAUGAUUAAUGCAGUUGAUCGAAAUGGUGAUGAACUAAUUGAUCGCAAUGAGUUUGUUAGGAUUGUGGAACAGAGUUUUGGGUGAUUUUUUUUUCCCAUAUGCUAGCUAUCUUAAUUUCAUUUACUUGGCUAGCUUUCUGAAUUUCUGUUGCAUUUACAAGCUAUCUUACUUUUUGUAAUUUACUAUAAAUAAUAAUUUCGUCUAAUUUCUAUGAUUAUAAUUAUAAAUCAACUUUCAUUACUAAA
Molecule: messenger RNA, 798 nt
Organism: Glycine soja
Lineage: Eukaryota; Viridiplantae; Streptophyta; Magnoliopsida; Fabales; Fabaceae
Product: probable calcium-binding protein CML30
Exons: 1
Coding region: 74-637 (187 amino acids)
Molecular function (GO): calcium ion binding
Source: RefSeq, a predicted model, not a curated record